UGUGGAUCCCAGCUCUUUACUGGGGGCCAGGGAUGCGAGCGACCAUAGAGAGGGCGUGGGAGGAGCGAGCGGCCGGAUACGGUCACCAUAGAGACGGGUGACUGACAGACAGCGGAAGAGGAAGCCUCGGGCCGCGGCGUGAGGUGGCAGCUGCAUCCGCGGCGGAGCCGGAUCCUCCAUCGGCCCUGGGGUCUGUUCACUCUUCCCGGUCUCAGCCCUCCGCCGGGGUCCCUACGCACGCCUCCGGGUCCCCAUGUCCCGCCGGAGACCCUGUCACCUUCGAUCCGGCCUCCGCCGACCCCAGUCCGGCUGCUGGGGCCCCCUCCCUUGGGGAUCGGGCGCCCCCAGUCGCCAGCUGCCUCGCCUCGGCCGAGCGGGCUGAGGACGCCGACUCCGGCUCCGGUCCCGGCUUCGACCUCCCUCCCUCCCUCGCUUCCGCUCGCCGGCCCGCGGUUCACAGCAGCUGGACCCCGCUCCUCCGCUGUCUGUUUUAAGACUCGCUUUGGCCCUUUCUUCUGGGGCUGGCUCGGGCUGCGGGCGCCGAGACGGGGCCGGCCGUGGGUCCUGGCGGAAGGCAGCCGCGCUCCUGCUGGCCUUCUCAGAACCCCUGUGUUCUCCAGCUGCUGCUCGUCGCACGCACGGUUUGCUUUCCGCUUGUUUGGCGUGGUCCCCGGGGCCCAGGGAAAGCCAGGCAGCAUUUGCUGGCACGCAGCAAGAGUGCCUGUAAUUUGUACGCUGCCUGCCCUCAGGAGGGUGGGCAGCAGAGCCUGGCAGCAGCUGGGAUACUGAGACAAAUGCCCUGCAAAAUGGCUCCAUGGGGCACUGCGCUCCUCUGAGCGGCCGUCAGUGCUGAGUCACCGCGUGUGCCCACCUCCUUUGAUGUGGGCUGGCUGGUGUGCACCGUGCGCCGCUGCUGACUGCUCCUGAGAGGGAGGGGGGCUUGCUGUAGCCAUUGUGUGUCCUUGGUACUUGAGAGCAGGGCGGAAAGAGCCCCUGGCUCCUUGCCUUUUGCUGGUCUGCAGCAGUUGGUCAGCAGCCUCUUCAACAGCUUGAGUGGGGAUGUUGCUAGGUGGUCUUCAGAAAAGGGAAACUGAGGCAGCUGCCUCUGGUUGGACAGUUGCUUUGAUGUAUCAUGUGCUUUUCCCUAAGCCCUUCUUUAUCAGUUGCUGCCUUCUUUUGACUUAGGCCCAGUCUGCAUUUGUGUGUUGUCCUUUUUUGGGUUAGGUUUGAGAGUACUGAGCUUUGCUCCUCUCCUUCCUACUGGAAGGCACACUGUAAUCUCAGGAGCAAAGGAAACCAUUUGCAUGUGUGUACUGCUUGGGCUGAAGGGUGAAUCUCACACCUUGGUGACUGAAGACCAGGCAUCUGGAGUGUAGAGUCAGCUCCAUCGAUCUUCCAGGGGAUGCCUGGCCUGGAAGUCAGCACACCUUGCUCUGUUGUUGACCUUGUUCACCCCGCGUUCCCUGGCUAAGACUAAGCCUACUGCUGGCCUGGUGCCCAUCGACACAUUGACUCUUGAAGCUGUGCCCACGGGUGCACCCUCAUGGUCAGGCCUGUCACCAUGCGACUGAGCUCCCUGUUGGCUCUGCUGCGGCCAGCACUACCCCUCAUCCUAGGACUGUCACUUGGAUGCAGCCUGAGCCUCCUUCGGGUUUCUUGGAUCCAGGGUGAGGGAGAGGAUCCCUGUGUAGAGGUUGUGGGGGAGCCAGGAGGGCCACAGAAUCCAGACUCAGGACACCAGCUGGACCAAAGUGAUGAGGACUUCAAACCUAGGAUUGUCCCCUACUACAGGGAUCCAAACAAGCCCUACAAGAAGGUGCUCAGGACUCGGUACAUCCAAACAGAGCUGGGCUCUCGAGAGCGGUUGCUGGUGGCCGUCUUGACUUCCCGGGCCACACUGUCUACUCUGGCCGUGGCUGUUAACCGCACAGUGGCCCACCACUUCCCUCGGCUACUCUACUUCACCGGGCAGCGAGGGGCCCGGGCUCCCUCAGGGAUGCAGGUGGUGUCCCAUGGGGAUGAGCGGCCUGCCUGGCUCAUGUCGGAGACCCUGCGCCACCUUCACACACACUUUGGGGCCGACUAUGACUGGUUCUUCAUUAUGCAGGAUGACACAUAUGUGCAGGCCCCUCGCCUGGCAGCCCUUGCCGGCCACCUCAGCAUCAACCAGGACCUGUACCUGGGCCGGGCAGAGGAGUUCAUCGGGGCAGGCGAGCAGGCCCGGUACUGCCAUGGGGGCUUUGGCUACUUGUUGUCACGGAGCCUCCUGCUUCGCCUGCGGCCGCACCUAGAUGGCUGCCGCGGGGACAUUCUCAGUGCUCGUCCUGAUGAGUGGCUUGGCCGCUGCCUCAUCGACUCUCUGGGCGUUGGCUGUGUCUCACAGCACCAGGGGCAGCAGUAUCGCUCCUUUGAACUGGCCAAGAAUAGGGACCCCGAGAAGGAGGGGAGCUCGGCUUUCCUGAGUGCCUUCGCCGUGCACCCUGUCUCCGAAGGCACCCUCAUGUACCGGCUGCACAAACGCUUCAGUGCUCUGGAGCUGGAGUGGGCUUACAGUGAAAUAGAACAACUGCAGGCCCAGAUCCAAAACCUGACAGUACUGACCCCCGAGGGAGAGGCAGGCCUGAGCUGGCCCAUCGGACUCCCGGCUCCCUUCACACCGCAUUCUCGCUUUGAGGUGCUGGGCUGGGACUACUUCACUGAGCAGCACACCUUCUCCUGUGCAGAUGGGGCUCCCAAGUGCCCUCUGCAGGGGGCCAACAGGGUGGACGUGGGUGAUGCUGUGGACACUGCUCUGGAGCAGCUCAAUCGGCGCUAUCAGCCCCGCCUGCGCUUCCAGAAGCGGCGGCUGCUCAAUGGUUACCGGCGCUUUGACCCAGCACGGGGCAUGGAGUACACCUUGGACCUGCUGUUGGAAGCUGUCACUCAGCGGGGGCACCGGCGGGCCCUGGUUCGAAGGGUCAGUCUGCUGCGGCCACUGAGCCGCGUGGAAAUCCUGCCUAUGCCCUAUGUCACCGAAGCCACCCGAGUGCAGCUGGUGCUACCACUCCUGGUGGCCGAAGCUGCAGUGGCCACAGCAUUCCUGGAGGCCUUUGCAGCCAGCGUGCUGGAGCCUCGAGAGCAUGUGCUGCUCACCCUGCUGCUGGUCUAUGGGCCCCGGGAUGGUGGCCAUGGGGCCCCAGACCCAUUUCUUGGGGUGAAGGCUGCGGCUGCGGAGUUGGAGCGGCGGUAUCCUGGGGCAAGGCUGGCCUGGCUUGCUGUGAGAGCAGAGGCCCCUUCCCAGGUGCGACUCAUGGAUGUGGUGUCCAAGAAGCACCCCGUGGACACCCUCUUCUUCCUCACCACCGUGUGGACCAGGCCUGGGCCCGAAGUCCUCAACCGCUGCCGCAUGAACGCCAUCUCCGGCUGGCAGGCUUUCUUCCCAGUCCAUUUCCAAGAGUUCACCCCUGCCCUGUCACCACAGAGGUCACCCCCAGGCCCUCCAGGGGCUGGCCCUGACCCCCCAUCCCCUCCUGGCUCGGACCCGUCCCGGGGGGCCCCUGUUGGGGGCAGGUUUGACCGGCAGGCAUCGGCAGAGGGCUGUUUCUACAAUGCUGACUAUCUGGCGGCCCGCGCCCGGCUGGCUGGUGAACUGGCAGGCCAGGAAGAGGAGGAAGCCCUGGAGGGGCUGGAGGUGAUGGAUGUUUUCCUCCGGUUCUCAGGGCUCCACCUCUUUCGGGCCGUAGAGCCAGGGCUGGUGCAGAAGUUCUCCCUGCGGGACUGCAGCCCCCGGCUCAGCGAGGAACUCUUCCAUCGCUGCCGCCUGAGCAACCUGGAGGGGCUGGGGGGCCGUGCCCAGCUUGCCAUGGCCCUGUUCGAGCAGGAGCAGGCCAACAGCACCUAGCACCCUCCCUGAGGGUCCCUCGUCCACCUCUGCCCCAGGAAGGGCAAGGCAAGGCGAUGGACAGAGGGCAUGUUGCUGUAUUUUUUUAAAUAAGAAAGUAUUAUUAAAAAAUGUUUUCUACCAAAA
Molecule: messenger RNA, 4006 nt
Organism: Heterocephalus glaber (naked mole-rat)
Lineage: Eukaryota; Metazoa; Chordata; Mammalia; Rodentia; Bathyergidae
Gene: Chpf2
Product: chondroitin polymerizing factor 2
Cellular component (GO): Golgi cisterna membrane
Molecular function (GO): glucuronosyl-N-acetylgalactosaminyl-proteoglycan 4-beta-N-acetylgalactosaminyltransferase activity
Source: RefSeq, a predicted model, not a curated record